Molecule: messenger RNA, 2540 nt
Organism: Pollicipes pollicipes
Lineage: Eukaryota; Metazoa; Arthropoda; Thecostraca; Pollicipedomorpha; Pollicipedidae
Product: catalase
Exons: 11
Coding region: 204-1730 (508 amino acids)
Biological process (GO): response to hydrogen peroxide; hydrogen peroxide catabolic process
Cellular component (GO): mitochondrion; peroxisome; cytoplasm
Molecular function (GO): catalase activity; heme binding
Source: RefSeq, a predicted model, not a curated record
UAUCGUCUGUAUCGCGCAGUGAACGUACUGGUCAGCUGUCAGCGCUGUAUUGGGUCUGCGUGCGAGACCUGUAACAACUGCUGCGCGUAGGAGACCCGAGUGUUUCGCUGUGUGGCUGUGGGGUGGCCUUUGGAUUGGGUUUGCGGACCUCUUGGACGUCGCUCAGGGUUAAGUCACUGACUUAAGGCUAUCACCUGCUCACCAUGGAGCAUCGUUGCAAAGCAUCAAAUCAGCUCGGUGACUUCAAAAGAACAUGUGGGGCGCCAGAGCAAUGCACCACGAGUCAAGGUCACCCCAUGGACACGAAGACGGCCUCGCUGACGGCUGGCCCUAGAGGCCCGCAGCUCAUACAGGAUCACAGCUACAUCGACGAGAUGGCCCACUUCGACCGCGAGCGCAUCCCAGAGCGGGUGGUGCACGCCAAGGGAGCUGGUGCGUUCGGCUACUUCGAGGUGACGCACGACAUCAGCCGCUACAGCAAGGCGGCCGUGUUUGGCGCCGUCGGCAAGCGCACGCCGGUGGCGGUGCGCUUCUCGACGGUGGGCGGCGAGAGCGGCUCGGCCGACACGGUGCGCGACCCGCGCGGGUUCUCCGUCAAGUUCUACACCGAGCAGGGCAACUGGGACCUGGUCGGCAACAACACGCCCAUCUUCUUCAUCCGCGACCCGAUCCUCUUCCCCAGCUUCAUCCACACGCAGAAGCGGAACCCGGCCACCCACCUGAAGGACCCGGACAUGUUCUGGGACUUCAUCACGCUCCGGCCCGAGAGCACGCACCAGGUGUCGUUCCUGUUCUCGGACCGUGGCAUCCCCGACGGCUACCGCCACAUGAACGGCUACGGCUCGCACGCCUUCAAGCUGGUCAACGACAAGUGCCAGGCCGUGUACUGCAAGUUUCACUACAAGACGGACCAGAAGAUCAAGUGCCUGCCGGUGGAGCGGGCGGCCGAACUGUCCGGUGCCAACCCCGACUACGGCAUCAAGGAGCUCUACAACGCCAUCGCCGAUGGCAACUUCCCCACUUGGAGCUUCUUCGUGCAGAUCAUGACGUUUGAGGAGGCGGAAGCGUCGCCUUUCAACCCGUUCGAUGUUACCAAGGUCUGGCCGCACGGCGACUACCCGCUGAUCCCCGUCGGCAAGCUGGUGCUCAACAGGAACCCCAAGAACUACUUCGCCGAGGUGGAGCAGCUGGCCUUCUGUCCGGCCAACAUGCCGCCGGGUAUCGAGGCCAGCCCGGACAAGAUGCUGCAGGGUCGCCUGUUCUCUUACAACGACACGCACCGGCACCGGCUGGGGCCCAACUACCUGUCCAUCCCGGUCAACUGCCCGUACCGCGUGCGCGUCAAGAACUACCAGCGCGACGGACCCAUGUGCAUGGACAACCAGGACGGGGCGCCCAACUACUUCCCCAACAGCUUCAGCGGUCCUGUGGAGGACACACAGCACGCGUGCAGCUCGUUCCCGGCCUCCGGAGAUGUACGCCGGUACGAGACGGGCCACGACGACAACUUCUCCCAGGUAACCGUCUUCUGGAACAAGGUGCUGAACGAGGCGGAGAGGGAGCGCCUGGUCAACAACAUCGCCGGCCACCUGAAGGACGCACAGAUGUUCCUCCAGCAACGCGCGGUGAAGAACUUCAGCCAGGCGCACCCGGAGUACGGCCGGCGCGUGCGGGACGCGCUGAUCCGCCUGCAGGGUCCGUCGGCCGCCCAGCACCUCUCCAACCUGUGAGCGGGCGCCGCCGGGUCAGCGGACCGUGGCCCGGCCGCCGCGCAGGUGGCGCCCGCAGCUGCCGGCACCGCGGGGCAUGGCCCCACCGUGGGGUAUGUGCUAACGGACUGGGGAUACUGGAAACGACGCCGCGGCACGGAGGCUGCUGCAUGCGGGCUCUGGGUCAUGAGGGUCUCUGUAACACGGUUCCGGUCACUGGGUUUCAGUGUAGCGUUAGGGGAACGGUGGUGUCGCAGCCAAGGGUACGGCCUUAUUUGGCCAGCACUAUGAUAUUGUAGCGAUUCUAGCGCAGCGAUUCGCGACGUGUCUGCUUACAAAUGUGCAUUUAAGGGUGCGGUGAUUAUUCGCAAUGAGUUUUGAAGAAAUGUCAGCGAUGUGGUUAAGGUGAUUCAAAACACGUGUUUCAGCGUUAUACAUGCAGUUGUCCCUCGGGAAACCCGCUCGCGCUGCAGUCAUGAAUGGCCUGUUCAUUCAACCCCGUGGGGUCAGGCCAUUCACCACUAUUUUUGCGUAUAUCUUGCCAGUCCAUCUUACCAGGAAUGUCAGACGGCACUCGUCACGCGGGAGCACGCUGUGCCGUAACCCGAGCCACGGAAGUGUGCCACACUGGAAUGCGAGCUGCGCCUGUCUCUUCGGCGAAUCACCGCUGCUGUGCUUCGAGCCCUGCGCGCUGGAGCUGGCUCGCGCGACCGCCCAGUGGCUCCGCCGGGCGGCGGGACGCCGGACGGUCCCGUUGUGGUGGAGAUGCCCCGGGGAUGCCGCCGCUUCCACGCUCAAUUUCGUCUGAUUAAUAUAGCUGUUGUGGAUGGA